AUGUUGAAGGUUUCGGCGAAGAAGCAGAAGCGUUACACCUUCAGGUUGGAUCCGGAUCAAGGGCAAAUCGUAUGGGAGUCGAAGAAGCUCCGCAUCAUUCCUAUUGAGAACAUCAAAGAACUGCGGGAAGGCGCAGAUGCGCGGUAUUAUCGGGAGCAGUUCCAGCUCGCGCAGCGGUUCGAGGACCGCUGGCUCACCAUUGUAUACGUGCUCGAUGGGGGCUACAAGACGCUGCAUCUCAUCGCGGCGACGCGGGACGUGUUCCAGAUGUGGGACAUCACCCUCCGCCGGCUGUAUGCCGUCAGGCAGAAGCUCAUGAACGGGCUCGGAGAAACGGACGUCCGACAGGCGGUGUGGGAGAAGCACAUUUGGCGCAGCGCCGCGGCGGACGGUGCGGCGGACCAGAAGCUCGAUUUUGACGAGGUCGAACGCAUGUGUAGAAGACUGAAUAUCAACCCGUCGCGGGAGGAUCUGCUUAGGCGGUUUAAGCAAGCAGACGUCAAGAACCGCAGGUACCUCGACUUUGGCGAUUUCCAGCGCUUCGUGCAAGCACUCAAGGCGCGCCCUGAGAUUGACAACCUGUACAACCGGCUCACGUUUGGGUGUGGCGGCGUACUCACGUUUGAGGCGUUUCAGAGGUUCAUGCUGUUGUCUCAAAAGUCAAGUCUCGGUGAGGCGGAGCUGCAGCGCGUCUUUCUCCGAUAUGCCUGUGAUUCUUCUCGUGAAGGAAGCUUCUCCCCGCUGCAGAAUUCACUCGAGCUUGCUGUCCACUCUCCUGAAACGGGCGAGGACCGCAGUUCGUCGCCGAAGACAACCCUCCCGACGUGCCCGGGCGACUCGUCGACAUUGUCUAUGCGUUCACUUACCUCGAUAGCCUCUAUGUCGAUGUCUCUGAAGGCAUUCACUUCCUUCCUCCUGUCCACAGAUAACUCCGCAUUCGCAGAUCAACAUGGGAGAAUUCACCACGAUAUGAGUCGACCCCUCCCCGAUUAUUACAUCUCGUCUUCUCAUAACACAUACCUUGUUGGGCACCAGCUCGUGGGUGAGAGCACUAUCGAGGGGUACAUCCGUGCCUUACUGCACAGCUGCCGCAGUGUAGAGUUGGACAUCUACGACGGAGAGGACGAACCGGUGAUUUACCAUGGGCAUACGCUGACAUCCAAGGUACCCCUUCGAGACACCUGUGUCGCCAUUAACAAAUAUGCCUUUGUCGCGUCGCCGUACCCGAUCAUCAUUUCUGCCGAGAUUCACGCAUCCAUCCCACAACAAGACAUGAUUGCAAUUAUCAUGCGAGAGGUCUUUGGCGAUGCCCUUGUCUGCGCUCCUAUCGAUGAUCAACCGCAAGUAGAGGUUCUACCCAGCCCGGAAGACUUGAAAUACCGUAUCCUAUUGAAGGCGAAGAAUCUCUAUGUAUCUGAUAAAGACAAUCUCCGAGAGUCAGAAGUCAUUGUCGACACGGAGUCAUCCUCCACUGAGGCUUCGGCUUCUGACAUGGAUCUGGGGGAGGAUCUCAGACAAGAGUGGCGUAAGGCACGCGAGACGGAGGCUGAAGCGAUCAAAGACCUAAAGUCCGAGUUCAAGAGAGCUCGAAAUGUUCUGAAACGCGUCCGCAGUCCCCGCGCAGAUACUCUCCUGCUCCCGUCUUCUCCUAGACCUGAGACACGAGAGCUGGCACCUGUUCAGCAGUCGCCGCAGAAGGUGAAGAUGUCGCCCGCCCUGGUGGCAUUGCUUGUCUACACCGUCGGCGUGAAAUGUCGUGGCCUGAACAAGAAGGAAGUCUACGCGCCGGAGCACAUGUUUUCGCUAUCAGAGUCGACCGCGAACCGUAUCCUGAAGCAGGCCAUGAUGGAUUUAAUCAAGCAUGACCGUACACAUCUCGUCAGGAUAUACCCGAAAGGCACGCGUAUUGGAUCGACGAACUACGAGCCGCAUCGCUAUUGGUCUGCAGGUGCUCAGUUGGUUGCCAUCAAUUGGCAGACGACUGACCUGGGGUAUAUGCUCAAUCAUGCGAUGUUCCAGAGGAAUGGACGUGCUGGUUAUGUCCUAAAGCCUUUGGCGCUACGCAGUCAGGACAAGCACCUCCUCAGCAAGCGCACGAGACAUGUUCUAGAGAUCCACAUGAUCUCUGCCCAGCAACUUCCACGUCCGAAGGACUCCCUUGGGCGGGAGGUCGUCGACAGGUCUAUUAUCGAUCCAUAUGUCGAAGUGUCCCUGCAUAUCCCCGACUGGCCACAGGCCUCCGCACCCGUCCCUCCAGAGAGUGCUUUGUUCAACCCACAUGCAGGUCUGACCGGGGAAACACAGGUUGCAGCUACGUCCGCGAGGACCGUAUCAUGUCGCACGAGUAUUGUGAAGAACAACGGUUUCAACCCGAUGUGGGAUGAGCAGCUCAGCUUGCCUUUCGACCUCGUGGGAGACAUGCGCGAUUUGGUCUUUGUACGCUUUGCGGUGAGGCAGGAUGGCGCGUCGGAUGAAGAGCCCCUCGCAGUGUACUGCGCGAGCUUGGGCAGCCUCAACCUUGGCUAUCGUCAUCUGCCGCUCCACGAUGCACAACUCUCGCAGUAUCUGUUCUCCACGCUCUUUGUCAAACUCGAUAUCCGCGAUAUCUAA
Messenger RNA from Postia placenta MAD-698-R-SB12, 2610 nucleotides. RefSeq lists its product as hypothetical. NCBI's taxonomy places the organism in Eukaryota, Fungi, Basidiomycota, Agaricomycetes, Polyporales, Adustoporiaceae. Gene Ontology annotation, molecular function: phosphatidylinositol-4,5-bisphosphate phospholipase C activity; calcium ion binding. The record is from RefSeq and is a predicted model, not a curated record. The transcript has 9 exons. Bases 1 to 2610 code for a protein of 869 amino acids. Gene Ontology annotation, biological process: lipid metabolic process; phosphatidylinositol-mediated signaling.